Molecule: messenger RNA, 2748 nt
Organism: Lepisosteus oculatus (spotted gar)
Lineage: Eukaryota; Metazoa; Chordata; Actinopteri; Semionotiformes; Lepisosteidae
Product: poly(rC)-binding protein 3
Biological process (GO): regulation of gene expression; regulation of RNA metabolic process
Cellular component (GO): cytoplasm; nucleus
Molecular function (GO): mRNA binding
Source: RefSeq, a predicted model, not a curated record
CACUUGGUUUUUACCAGGCAAGCUUUAUGAAUGCAGCGGCCGGAAGGUGCUUCAGUGUGAGGAGAAAAGUAGCUGACAGGCGCUGCACCGUUCACAGCUCUCGGUCUCCGUGACGUCAGCGUGUAGUGUUGUGCCGUGGAGAUGCAGCUGGGUGCUUUGGACCACUUUUGUGAGAAGGGAGAAGAAAGCGACAGUACACGCACGGAGAGCAGGAAUAGCAAACACAGGCUUGGACAGCAACAUCAUUUUCUACCUUUAUUCUGCUACGGCUACCACUGUCUCUACUACUGCUUCUGUCGUGGGCUUUCUUGUCAGCAGCAGGAGCUACUGGAUAUAUAUUCUCAGCAGACGACGCAAGACUUUGGAUUACUCCUGUAAUAUUUUUAAACAAAACAAACCAACUCGUUUUUUUAUUAUAAUUAUAAUUAUUUUCGUUUACUCUUAGAUCCAUUAUCCCUGAACAUUUUUUACUGACUGACUACUUCUACCCUUUUGAUUUUUAUCUCCCCGUUUUCCCUCCCGCUUCCAAACCCUUGUGUCUGUGUUUUAACAAUAUCACACCUUCGCUAAACCCUCCUCUUUGAUCCCACCCAACAUCCCCUGUUUAAGAAUCAAGGAAAAUGCUCCAGAAAGAAGGAUUAUUUUUGCACCAGUGGAUUUAACAUAACAAUUCUGGACAACUUGACUACAUCACAGCUCAGCCAACAUCUGGUCUGGAAUCUGGAGUCUUGUAUCACAGAGAAGGGGCACUGUAUGAAGUUCUGCACAGAGACCUGCUCUUGCAUACAGCCAAGCUAUUGUCUAGCUGUGAAAAGGACUGGAGAACUGCGGAAACACAGACAAGACAGGACAUUCUGCCAGCAGUAUAAACUGACACAGGUGUUUCUGUGUGAACCUGAAGACCAGCAGUUCUGUGGAGCCACAGCAAGCAUGAAUAUGAAUAUGAACUUGACAAUGAAUAUGAACACAAAGGAUGGGAAGGUGUCAGAAGGGGGUCUAAACGUCACACUGACAAUAAGACUACUAAUGCAUGGAAAGGAAGUGGGCAGCAUAAUUGGAAAGAAAGGAGAAACAGUGAAAAAGAUGAGGGAAGAGAGUGGUGCUCGAAUCAACAUUUCAGAAGGCUCCUGCCCAGAGAGGAUUGUCACAAUCACAGGCCCCACAGACGCCAUAUUCAAAGCCUUCUCCAUGAUUGCACUUAAGUUUGAAGAGGAUAUAAAUGCCUCAAUGACAAACAGUACAGUGACAAGUAAACCACCCGUAACACUGAGGCUGGUGGUCCCAGCAAGCCAGUGUGGCUCAUUGAUAGGAAAAGGAGGGUCCAAGAUCAAAGAAAUCAGAGAGACCACAGGGGCUCAGGUACAAGUAGCAGGUGACAUGCUUCCAAAUUCUACAGAGAGAGCUGUCACAAUCUCAGGCACUCCAGAUGCCAUCAUUCAGUGUGUAAAGCAGAUAUGUGUGGUGAUGCUUGAGUCUCCACCCAAAGGUGCAACAAUUCCCUAUCGUCCUAAACCCACUUCAACCCCCAUUAUCUUCGCUGGUGGUCAGGUCAGAGCAGAUACCAUCUUGGCAUCAGCAGGGAAUCAUACUGUUCUGGCACAGCCACAACCAACACCAACCUUCACAAUUCAGGGGCAGUACGCUAUUCCUCAUCCAGAUUUGACCAAGCUUCACCAGUUGGCUAUGCAGCAUACCCCCUUUACUCCCCUUGGGCAGAACAACCCUGCCUUCCCUGGACUGGAUGCCACCACUCCUACUAGUUCCCAUGAGCUAACAAUCCCAAAUGAUUUGAUAGGUUGCAUUAUCGGCAGACAAGGCAGUAAGAUUAAUGAAAUCAGGCAGAUGUCAGGAGCACAGAUCAAGAUCGCCAAUGCCAUUGAAGGCUCUGCGGAAAGGCAGGUCACAAUCACAGGAUCCCCAGCAAACAUCAGCUUAGCACAGUACCUCAUUAAUGCCAGUUUCUAUAAAUGUCUUGGUCCAUGAAAACUGAUCAUUCAAGUCUACCAGAUUUCUUUGAGAGAUUCUGAGCUGUCUUCAGAAGUUACUGGCCUGGGAGCUCUGUAAUAUUUCCGAUAAUGCACUAGUGCAUUAGUCACCUGACAGGACAAUUCCAAAGCCCCAUGUGACAAUGAUUCCUAUGGACUAUAUACUACAGAGGAAUUCCCAACAUUUAUAUAACAAAAUAUAAAAACAUCAAUGACUUUCUUAUACUCAUGAAUAAAGUCCCUACUACUUUUUAACUCUGAACAAAUGUGCUUCCUAACUUUUGUGUUGCUUCAUUGCUGUACCAGUUUUAACACUGUUUGUGGUUCAUACAUGGUUAGAAUUCUUACUUUUGUUUUUUGUUUUAGUUGAUAUUCAUGCUCAGUCUCGUCUAUGUAACGGCAUGAGCUUUUAGUGCUUCAAAUCAUUGUACUCAAUUAUAUUAUAUGUUACUGAGGUAAAUUAAAUAAUGAUAGCUUUUUAUAAGUAAAAGAUUCCUGAUACAAUGUUUGUUGUCUCUUUCAUUUUUUAGAAGUUCACGUCAAAUAUUAUUUAUUACAUGAUGUAUGGACCAAUUUGCAUACACAAACACAGAAUAUGCUUGUCAAUCUGCAUCUGAUUCCAUCAGAAAAUGCCUGCACAACUUUUGUAUAAAACAUGUAUUGUCAUCUGUCAUGCUAUAAACACAAUAUAUUUAAUAAGCUUCAGGGAUCUUUCAAAUACUUGUACAGCUGUGCUGUAAAAAUUGAUAAGCUUAAUAAAUCU